Botrytis fragariae is the source of this 990-nucleotide messenger RNA. Its product is annotated as putative mitochondrial carrier protein. Gene Ontology annotation, molecular function: transmembrane transporter activity. NCBI's taxonomy places the organism in Eukaryota, Fungi, Ascomycota, Leotiomycetes, Helotiales, Sclerotiniaceae. The coding region runs from base 1 to 990 and encodes 329 amino acids. Gene Ontology annotation, biological process: transport. The record is from RefSeq and is a predicted model, not a curated record. The transcript has a single exon.
AUGUCCGCAGAUUUCUGGGCUGGUUACAUUAGUGGUGCCAUCAGUAUUAUAAUCGGCAAUCCUCUUGAUCUCCUCAAGGUCCGUCUCCAAGCCUCGAGCUCAUCACGUGCCAAUGGUCUCUCUCCGAUUCUCACCCCGCUCACUUCUACUCCGCCUACUACCGCUUUCUCAACCCCUAGCUCCCUUAUCCGUGGAACUGCCGCACCCAUUCUCUCAACAGGUGCUCUCAACGCCCUUCUCUUUGUAACUUAUAACAGAACACUCUCGUUGCUCCACCCUACUUACACCCCCAACCGUCCGGAAUCCGUAUCCCUAUUCUCGACCUUUCUUGCAGGCACUAUUGGUGGUCUCUGUUCCUCUAUUGUUUCUACCCCAACAGAAUUGAUAAAAUGUCGCGCUCAGCUCUCUAACCCUCCCGUCUCUUCCCUUGCGAUAGCUCGCUCUAUUGUAUCUACAACCGGAAUCCGGGGUCUGUAUUUCGGAGGUGUAGUUACCGCGUUGAGAGAUAGUAUAGGUUACGGGUUUUAUUUUUGGAGCUAUGAGUUAUCAUCGCGUCUUUACACUUCUUACGUUCUCUCAUCAUCGCCAGGAAUGGAGGAUACUACCAGUUCUAGGGACGAAGCAAUCAAAAUUCUUCUCUGCGGUGGCGUAGCCGGUGUGGUGACAUGGGCUAGUGUUUUCCCCCUUGACGUUGUAAAAACAAGACUGCAAACUCAAAUUCUCUCUCCUGCAUCGGUUACGGAAACCACACCCCUUCUUAUCGGAUCUCCACCAUGUAAUCCCAGAGGAGCCUUAGAAAUAGCAAGACUAGCAUACCACAAUGAAGGCAUGGGUGUGUUUUUCAGGGGACUUGGUGUAUGUAGUUUUAGGGCUUUCAUUGUGAAUGCAGCACAGUGGACAGCAUAUGAGUGGAUUAUGAGGGAGCUGGGGGCCAAAGGUGGGAUCGAUACUGGCGUCAAGGACAGAGGCAAGAGUGAGAUUCUGAUUUAG